Molecule: messenger RNA, 1688 nt
Organism: Manihot esculenta (cassava)
Lineage: Eukaryota; Viridiplantae; Streptophyta; Magnoliopsida; Malpighiales; Euphorbiaceae
Product: fasciclin-like arabinogalactan protein 21
Exons: 2
Coding region: 1-1449 (482 amino acids)
Source: RefSeq, a predicted model, not a curated record
AUGGGUAGUAGUAGUUUGGGUUUGGGCCAGUCUUCGAAUAGUGAGAGAUUUAGCAGGGAGACGAUCGCGUUCCGGCAGCUGCCGCGACAGGAGGAGCUGGCUAGAUGUAUUUCACAGCUCUCUUCCUCUGUCAUGGCGGCCUCUCUACCAUUUGUUGUUCUCUUUGCGAUUUUGAUCCUCUUUCUCUUCGUCUCACAAGCGAUUGCCGAUGACGGCUUCAACUCCUCCUCCACUUUCUCUCUAUCACCUCCUCCACCGUCACAAACGCUGCAAUCAACUUCAAUGCCACCACCGUCAUCGCCAACAGUCUCAAGCGAUCUCCAUGAGAACUCCUUUUUCUCUCACACAGCUCUUCUCGCUCCAAUCCUUUCUCAUCUCGGCUUUAACGAGCUGUCCAUGGCUGCCCCUUCUCUCUCCUCUGAUUCCGCCACCACCGCCUGGUCUGGCCCCUCCACACUCUUUGCUCCUUCUGAUUCUUCUCUCCAUACGUGCUCAUCUUGCUCCAUUCCAAGUAUCCUCCGUGAACAUAUUAUUCCUGGUCUUUACACCAUUGAUUAUCUCCGCAAGCUCGCCUUUGGCACUAAAAUAGAAACUCUAAGCCCUGGUCUUUGCCUCACCGUGACUUCCACUUCGAUACCAAACGCAACCGCAUCAACCAAUGCAGUGAAGGUUUUCAUAGGUGGUGUGGAAAUAACGCAUCCAGAUCUGUUCAAUAAUGGUUUGAUUGUAAUUCAUGGAAUUCAAGGCUAUGUCGCUCCUCUCUCUCCAUAUUCUUGCGAUGUGGAGAGGUUAAACUCGCUAUCGAUUCCGUUUCACGUGCCCGCAUCUCGCCAGAUUCACAACCAGCCUUUGGCGCAGCCUUCUAUCUUGCGCUUGAUGCUGCGUGAUGCCAUGCUUAGGCUCCGCAACAAUGGCUUUAACAUCCUCUCUCUCGCUAUGAGAUUGAAAUAUGCUGAGCUGGCGAGCUUAAACAACUUGACGGUGUUUGCUCUUGACGACGCUUCAAUCUUCUCUGGAUCUCACUCAUACAUCAGUAGCGUGAGAUUUCACAUGGUGCCUAACCAUUUUUUGACUGCUACUGACCUGGAGAAGCUACCAGUGGGGGCCAUACUGCCAACACUCGAAAGAGGGCAGUCUCUGGUGGUCACCACUGCUGGUGGAGGAGGUACAGCUGCAUACCUGAUGAGAAUUAACUAUGUGAAACUUAAAGUGCCUGAUAUGAUCCGUAAUCUGAAGAUUGUGGUACACAGUGUUUAUUUGCCGUUUCCAAGGAUACAUCCCGCUGCUGCUGGCUUUGAAGGUAUGCUGGGGGAAGAAUUAGACGGUGGAGUUCACGCGGCACUAGAUGGAGCUUGUUCAGCUGAUAUGGAGAAGGGUGGAAGUUGUGGUGGGGUCCGUAUGCCUCAGGUCAAGCCAGCGGUGAUGAUUGGAGAUCACCAUGGACUGUAGGUGAAGUGAAGAGUAAUGUCUUUUCUUAAUAUUGAGGGGUCCGAUUGAUAGCUCACAUUAGCUUGCUUCUUGAAUGAUGGUUUUCCUUCAUUGUUAGUCUGAGUGGAGUCAGCUUUUAUUUUUAGAGGUUUUUGGUUGCCACGUGCCUGUAACAAAACAUGUUGAUAGUAUUGCACUAUUGCUCAUUUAAGCAGGUUAUGUACCGAAUGCUAUGGAAAUGCCCGUUUUGAGUUUUCUUA